CAAUGUAAAUUUUAGUCAUAUUUACUUUACGAGUCCACUUAACAUCCCCGAUUGACGGAAAUCAUUAUUUUGUUUGCAGUCUAACUAGGCUCGGUUCGGUGGCUAUUUUUAUUUAAAUGCACAUUUGAGCUCUUCCUGUUGCGUUAUCACUUCUUUCACAGUGGGCGGGUUGUACUAAAUGAGUUUGAGAGACCGUGGGAGCAUUCAGCAGUGCAAAACAAUGUAUAGACAUGUGUUCUUAACAGGGCCUCCAGGUAUUGGAAAAACAUCUCUAAUACAGAAAACAUCUGAAGUGUUAAAAUCAUCUGGAAUCUCAAUUGAUGGGUUCUAUACAGAAGAAGUUCGACAUGGAGGCAGAAGAAUAGGAUUUGAUGUUGUUACCAUGACAGGAAAACGUGGAAAUUUGGCAAGGAUUGGUGCUGAUCAAACUUCUGGUAAUUGGGAAUGCAGAGUUGGACGUUACAUUGUGGAUCUUAUAUCAUUUGAACACUUGAUACUUCCUCUACUGAAUGUUAUUGGGACAUCUGAAGACCCUGUACACAAAUCUGUGUUUGUUAUAGAUGAGAUUGGAAAAAUGGAACUCUUUAGUCAUUCAUUUACCGAUGUUGUACCUAAAAUAUUGGAUAGCCCUGGUACUGUGGUACUUGGAACUAUUCCAGUACCCAAAGGAAAAACAUUACCUCUUGUCGAAAAAAUAAGACGGCGACAUGACGUUAAAGUGUUUCAUAUUACAAGAGAAAAUAGACAUGACCUGCUACAAGAAAUUGUGAAUUUCAUAAAGGACUGCUGCAAAUAAGCUACGGUGCUUAAAUUCAAUGGGCACAUGCUCAAUAAUUACAGUAUUAUUGGUCUUUAUAUUAAACAAAAUAUCUACUGUAUAUGCAUGGAAAAACUCAUAAAACAUAUUUAAACCCUA
Pseudophryne corroboree (corroboree frog) is the source of this 916-nucleotide messenger RNA. RefSeq names its product nucleoside-triphosphatase, cancer-related (gene NTPCR). Bases 179 to 796 code for a protein of 205 amino acids. NCBI's taxonomy places the organism in Eukaryota, Metazoa, Chordata, Amphibia, Anura, Myobatrachidae. Gene Ontology annotation, molecular function: ribonucleoside triphosphate phosphatase activity. The record is from RefSeq and is a predicted model, not a curated record. The transcript has 5 exons.